This is a messenger RNA of Leguminivora glycinivorella, 1036 nucleotides long. Its product is annotated as chymotrypsin-1-like. Bases 78 to 854 code for a protein of 258 amino acids. The record is from RefSeq and is a predicted model, not a curated record. The transcript has 4 exons. Gene Ontology annotation, molecular function: serine-type endopeptidase activity. Lineage: Eukaryota; Metazoa; Arthropoda; Insecta; Lepidoptera; Tortricidae. Gene Ontology annotation, biological process: proteolysis.
UUCGCGUUUCACUUGUCUUUCACUAUGAUCCCUGGGCACUCAAUUUUCCAUUAAAGAUUUGCAAACUGGCCUUCAAAAUGUUUCACAUAUGUUUACUAAGCUGUGCCAUAACGGCCACAGCAGCUAAAAUGACCCCCUUCAUAGUAGGAGGUAACGAGGCGUCCAUAAAAGACUGGCCGUUCAUAGUGUUCAUGCAAAUGACUCGAGGUCAUAGAACCGCGUCUUGUGGGGGAUCCCUCCUUAGUUCACAGACUGUGCUGACUGCCGCUCACUGCGUGGAUGAUUUCACCAAGAAGAAGAGGAAAAAAGUCACCUUCAAUAUUUUUAUGGGUCACUCAUCGUUCUCAAAGGCGACAAUGAUGCGUACUGGAUUGGACUAUCAGUCGCACAAGGAUUAUUCUCCUACUGAUAGCACCGUACAAAAUGACAUAGCAAUCCUGUUCCUAUCGAAGCCUGUCAAAUUCGGGCCGAAAAUAAGGAAAACUGUUUUGCAACCCAGGUUUAGUGAUGCAGCAGAUAAUAAAGUGGCAGUAGCUGGUUGGGGCAAAACAGAUAUUUAUGGCCGUCGCAUCAGCAAGAAGCUAAAGGCAGUAUUCUUGAAGUCGAGCCUAUCUAAGAAAUGCAAGAAAUGGGAUGGACUCAUUUGCAUCAAAUUUUCAGAUGAAUACCCAUACACCGGUGAUUCUGGUGGUCCCAUGGUAAAUGCGAAGACCCUUCAGCAGAUUGGUAUAGUAUCUUUUCGAGAUAUGUCCACAGGAGUGAUAGCAUUCACUAGCGUGCCGUACUAUUGGGAUUGGAUUGAGAGGAACCAGCUUAAAUUGUUCAUAAAGUUUUGCGUAGGCAAAAGGAGUUAGUCUAAGGUCUGAGUGGACGCUUGGAGAGGGGCGUUAAGCGGGGCGUUAAGCGGGGCGGGUGCGCGUGCGUCAAAGAGGAUCGAGUAUUAUAGAGAGUUACUGUAAAAGUAAAAUGUGUAACCACAGUGCAUAGACUGCCAUCUCUUGACACAGGCUUAAAACUUUUGAACCUCAUUUUUGAC